This is a messenger RNA of Phlebotomus papatasi, 506 nucleotides long. It is a transcript of the gene Srp14, whose product is annotated as signal recognition particle 14 kDa protein. Gene Ontology annotation, molecular function: endoplasmic reticulum signal sequence receptor activity; 7S RNA binding. Gene Ontology annotation, cellular component: signal recognition particle, endoplasmic reticulum targeting. Lineage: Eukaryota; Metazoa; Arthropoda; Insecta; Diptera; Psychodidae. The record is from RefSeq and is a predicted model, not a curated record. Gene Ontology annotation, biological process: SRP-dependent cotranslational protein targeting to membrane. The transcript is spliced from 4 exons. The coding region runs from base 28 to 390 and encodes 120 amino acids.
CCCGGAAUUUGGGAUAUUUUCCUUCAUAUGGCAACACUAGUACAAGUUGCGAGUGUCAAAAUGGUCUUGCUUAGCAAUGAAGAGUUUAUGUCACAGCUGAUGCUCCUGGCGCAAAAAUCCAAGGAAAGAUCUUCAUUUACUGUGACUUUCAAACGCUAUGAUGGUAAUGACAGACCACAGCCCCGGGAGGGACGACCAAAACUGCCAGAACCUGAAGAAUAUAUGUGCAUAAUACGGGCAAAAUCAAAAAACAAGAAGCUUUCGACAGUUGUAAAGCGGAGUGAUGUACCUAGGGUAAUGGAAAACUAUGCCAGAGUCAUGAAAAUCUGCAUGGAUGGAUUGAAGAGGGUGAAAAAAGUGAAAACUAAAGCGAAGGCGGCACAGGGAUAAUGAAGUUUUUGGUUUUUUCUGCGACAUUUAUUUUAUAAACUCUUUUAUAUCUGCCAGAUAUAUUGCAAAUAAUGAGGAUUAUUUAAGGAAAUACAUUAUUAAUGGAGUAAAAGGUA